This is a messenger RNA of Cuculus canorus (common cuckoo), 4516 nucleotides long. RefSeq names its product ELAV like RNA binding protein 1 (gene ELAVL1). Lineage: Eukaryota; Metazoa; Chordata; Aves; Cuculiformes; Cuculidae. Gene Ontology annotation, cellular component: ribonucleoprotein complex. Gene Ontology annotation, molecular function: RNA binding. The record is from RefSeq and is a predicted model, not a curated record. Bases 154 to 1134 code for a protein of 326 amino acids. The transcript has 6 exons.
GCCGCGGUGACGGGCGGCCGCGGGGGCCAAUGGCGCGCGGGACACGUGCGCGCGGCGGCCAACGGCGGGCGGCGCUGCCAGCGGCUCUCGUUGUGCGCUGCGGAGCUCGGUCGCCUCCCGCUGCAACGGGCCCCGCCGCAGAUACAUUAUAAGAUGUCAAAUGGUUAUGAGGAUCACAUGGCUGAAGAUUGCAGGGACGAUAUUGGGAGAACAAAUUUAAUUGUGAACUACCUCCCUCAGAACAUGACGCAGGAUGAGCUACGGAGUCUGUUCAGCAGCAUCGGCGAAGUCGAAUCUGCAAAGCUUAUUCGGGACAAAGUUGCAGGACACAGCUUAGGCUACGGCUUUGUCAACUAUGUCACUGCGAAAGAUGCGGAAAGAGCAAUAAAUACACUGAACGGCCUCAGACUUCAGUCAAAAACUAUCAAGGUUUCCUAUGCUCGCCCAAGCUCUGAAGUUAUCAAGGAUGCUAAUUUAUAUAUUAGUGGACUACCAAGGUCAAUGACACAGAAAGAUGUAGAAGAUAUGUUUUCACGUUUUGGACGCAUCAUCAACUCGCGCGUGCUUGUGGAUCAAACUACAGGUUUGUCCAGAGGGGUCGCAUUUAUCCGGUUUGACAAAAGGUCAGAAGCAGAAGAGGCAAUUACAAAUUUCAAUGGUCACAAACCCCCAGGUUCCUCCGAACCCAUUACAGUGAAGUUUGCAGCCAAUCCUAACCAGAACAAAAAUGUGGCCCUGUUGUCGCAGCUGUGUCAUUCACCAGCUAGACGGUUCGGAGGGCCGGUGCACCACCAGGCGCAAAGAUUCAGGUUCUCUCCUAUGGGUGUAGAUCACAUGAGUGGGCUUUCUGGUGUAAAUGUUCCAGGAAACGCAUCUUCUGGCUGGUGUAUCUUCAUCUACAACCUUGGUCAAGAUGCUGAUGAGGGAAUCCUAUGGCAGAUGUUUGGCCCCUUUGGUGCGGUUACCAAUGUGAAAGUUAUUCGAGAUUUCAACACCAACAAGUGCAAAGGGUUUGGUUUUGUGACCAUGACAAACUAUGAAGAAGCUGCAAUGGCCAUAGCGAGUCUUAACGGCUACCGCCUGGGGGACAAAAUCUUACAGGUUUCCUUCAAAACCAACAAGUCUCACAAAUAACUUGCUCGUGCUUUUUGUAUGGAAUAGAUAAUGGAGUGACAGAAGUUGAAACAUUUUUGUUAGUGUAAAACUCAUUUUGCGCCAAUUUUCACAAGUGUUUGUCUUUAGUCUAAAUGAGAAGUGGAAAAGGUUUUAUAUUCUGGGAUGCAACUGACAUGUUCAAAUGUUUGAAAUCCCACAAUGUUAGACCAAUUUUAAGUUCCUUUAAGUUAUUUCAUUGAAACCAUAUUAAAAAUCCCCUGAAAUCUCAAGCAGAUUGAAUUAACCAGACCCUCUGGAUGGUGGUAAAAUUGAAGCAUGCUUUCACUUAUGAGACUCGCAUUUGUUCCAUUGAAUGUUGUCUGCAAAAACUGGAAUUUGCUGAAAAAUAUCAGGCUGAGUUAAUGAAUUUUCUUGGGUUUUUUUUGUUGUUGUUUUUCCUCCCCUAACCUUCUCUACCCCAGCCUUGGUAGUAUGGAAGAAAAAUUGAGAAAUACUAAUGUUUUAGUUGCCAGUGAAUUGUUUGCUCAGUUAAUACUCACUAUUACAUUUAUAGUUGAGGAUGAGGCUUUCUAAAGGCAAGGUCUUGUAAGUAGUAGCAUGCCGGCAUAACUUUUAACACCAUUGAGGAGGUAAGUUAAGCUGCACGCCAAGCUGUCAAAUUGGGAGGUUUUAGAACAUUACUUUUAAAGCCCACUUUUGAAUAGGAACGGACCAAAGAGUUUCAAAGAAACUCCAGGAAGAUUUCAGUGUCAAAAUGAAACUCCAAAAAGAGAGCGUGAAUACGUGUCACUACUUUCUCAAAACGAAUCUCUUCUGUCCAAAUAUUUAAUGCAUGGUGCACUACUUACUGGUACAUUAUAACACGGCAAGAUACUUACUCAUUGUCAAAGAUACUUCUAGUUUGGAUUCCUCUGGUAGCUCUGUUUUGUAAAGACAAACCAGUUAUAAACAUUUGAGCAUUGUAUUUCUCGCAUCCCUUCUAAUGAGUGCUAGAUUUUUCUAUUUUAAUAGGAUUUUGUUUUGACAUCUAGCUUUACUUAUGGAACACUCAGCAGAAAAGUACUUACUCCUUGCAAGUUAGAUAUUAACAGAAACCCCCUUUGAUUUGUAGAUUUAAAGAUGAAUCCCCCAAGUUUUCUGCAGACUGCCUUGAAACUUUGAGUUGUUCUGUUUCUGUUAAUUUUCUUUUGCUUUUUUGUGUUUUUUGUUUGUUUUUACUUUUGCAUUUAAGAACAUUAAAUUUGAUUUUGUUUUGCUCAAAUUUUGUUUUGUUUUUUAUUUUCUGUUAUUUUUUUGCUAAUUAUUUGCACACAGUGUCCAGCUUUCGGAGUGUUGCUUUUAGAACUGCAGUUCCUCUUUAGGCGCUCUCAGUCGCUCCUUUGACAGAUGAGUCCAAGAAUAAGGGUUGAACCAAGAGCACUACAGUAAAUCUGUCACAGAGAAGCUGUUGCACAGCGGUUGUAGCCCUGCAGGUGUUCCUUGGUAGGAAACCCAACAAGGAUUUCUCCGCCAGGUGAAGGCAACAUGUGGAUACUGUGCACAACCAGAGACUGACGCAGACAGCGCCCAGGUCCAGUGUUUGUGUUCAGUUGCCUCGAGGCAGAGCAAGGGUGGAAGAGGGCAGAGUGGCAGUUUUGUUGUCUCCUUUUCAUAGGUGAAACUCUCAGUCCCAAAGUUUCUUUUCCAACAGCAGAGGUUGUUCCAUGCUGCCUGCUUGUCUUGCUCUUGCCUUGUGUUUGCAGUAGUUUCUCCUUGUCCUGCAAUGAGGUCUGUGGCCUUGCACAGCCUGGAGGUGUCUGCAUCGGUGUCCCUGCGGCUGCGGCACGGCAGUACUGCCUGCUCGUCUCCAUCCAUCACCUUCAGCCCUGCCUGGGAAAUGCCAUCGCGGGUGUUCCUGGAGCUGCUUAUGGCAUACAAAAAGCUGUGUAGCUAAGCCUUGGCACAGCGAGCAGCCUCCCAGUGUUCUUCAGCUCGUGUGCCAUGAAUGGCAGUGAGAUUUUUGCUAUGAAGACACACAGCCUUGCCUUUCCCGCCUGUCCUCUUCAUUCUGGCGUCUUGUGAGAAGCACAGUGGUCUAUAAAACAGUGGCUGUGACAAAGCAACCAACCAACUCCCACCCCACAAAGUGUGUGUUCCCACUGUCUGUUCCAGAGUCUAUUCCAGGUUUCUCCAUCGUUUUCUCAUCAUUUAUCACCUCAAUUAGUACUUCUUUUCUGUGCAGAAGGAGAGGUUCAGAAGCAUUCAGGGGAUUUCUCGCAAAUUAAACCUGUAGAGAAGUCCUUUCACUGUGUCCCGUCACCUCAUAACCUCGCGCUGUCCUGCUGCACAGGAGUGGGUCUGCAGUUAUUUCCAGUUUCCCAUUAUUCUCUCUUACCUUAUUUCAUACAAGAUUAAUUUUCGCGCUGAAUGGGGGUUGCUAUUUUAUCACAGCACUUAGGUAGAGUUCAGACUUGUGACAAAUGACACCCUAUAGAUAUAACUUUGCAUCCAUAGUCAUUCCGAGUGUGCUGGCCCUGGCAGCCAGCUCAGCAGCACACUGGGGGAGUUCUCCAGCUGCCAGUCCUAAAACUCUUCCUGGAGGCUCUUUGGCAUCAUUGUCAUCUGACUGCUUCCCUAUUUUUUCACUCUUAUUCUUUGCUAAAUAAAAAGGCAAUGCAGGAUAUUGUUUCUCUUUUAGGUAACAUCUGAUCCAGGCUUCCUUUGAUAGUUGCUCUGAAAACAGUUGCUGAGCAAUUUCUGUGCCCAAGGCACUGCUGCUUGAGUUGGGCAAAGUCCUGCUCAGGUACUGAGAGCUGCCACCAGAACUGCGUGGUCUGCACCAUUCUAACAUUUGAUAAGUGCAUGGCAUAAUGAGCUUAUGUCAAGAAGAGGUGGUGAAGAUACUCUUUAUGCUUUUGGUCCUAAACAACAGCCCGUGCAUCCAGCUAGUAAAGUCCAAAGGGAAACUUCUGGAAGUGGAAACUAAAUUCUGACAAGAAGUAAUCCACCAACAGCUUUUCUACCCAAAAGGAAUCAGCAGUUGCUUUCCACCCCGUGUCAUCCUGCAUUCCCUCCUUUGGAGCUCUCCCUUGGGUGUUCCUGUUUCAGGAGGGGUUUGGGUUUUCAAUCCUCCGGGAGUUUAGAACAACUGUGGAUGUGUUCUGCUUUUUCAUCCUUUAAUUAGAGAAAAGAGAGAUGUUUCUGUCAGAUGAUGCUCUCUCUGCCUCUAUGCUAAUGGGAUCUUUGUAAACCAAAGGCUGUCCUCAAACCAGAGGUGUCUCCUGUCUCUGCUGAGACUCAGCAAGCUAAGUGGGGUAAGACUUGAAAGUCUUGGUUAUUGGAUUAGAAUGGGAUCAUGAUCAGAUUUUCAAGACCUGGAUUUCAUGAUCCACACUGGAGAUGUGCCGUAGGGAGAAGCUGU